Chaetomium fimeti is the source of this 906-nucleotide messenger RNA. RefSeq lists its product as uncharacterized. Bases 1 to 906 code for a protein of 301 amino acids. The record is from RefSeq and is a predicted model, not a curated record. The transcript has a single exon. NCBI's taxonomy places the organism in Eukaryota, Fungi, Ascomycota, Sordariomycetes, Sordariales, Chaetomiaceae.
AUGAAUCGACACGUGCGUAUCGGCAACAACGGCAAUGAUGACGACGAGCCACACGGACGGCGUUGGGCGUGCCCUUUCUACUUAGCCAACCCGAUCUGUCACGCGGGUUGCGUGGCGUACAAAAUGGGACGGGUGGCCGACAUCAGACAGCACAUCCAGCGGAAGCACGCGAAAGAAGCGGGGAAGGAGAGGCUUGAGAAGAUGCAAGGCAGUAACAGCAGAGGAGAGACGAACGUGGAUCGGUGGUACGCUCUUUGGGCCCUCUUUUUCCCAGACCUGGAUCGGCCGGCAACGCCGUACUAUACCGGGACCGAGUUUGUCGACCUCUCUGUUGGCUUCAUGUCGCGCUUCAUGGGGGAGUGGAAGAAGGGUGGUAGUAUGCCGGCGGAUGUCAAGACGGUGUUGAUGGAGUACCUGGCCUUCGUCAAGUCCACGUCUCGCGAGAUGAAGUCGGGGCGUAUGUUUGUCCAAGCUGUUACCGAGGUCAGCGAGCACCAAGCCCAAGGCACCGAGAUCCAAGACAGCAACACCUUCCAAGGCCUCCCACUGUUGCCCAACCUACCUAGCCGGGUGACCAUGGGUCCUCCUCAACAACCCGACCCACGAGGCUUCAUUCCCGGGUAUUACGGCACCCCGACGUCGAAUGUCCCGACUCAGCCGCAAACUCCGUCGAUGCCUGUCGCCAACAGUCAAUACUGGCCCCACCUCGCCGACUCUGCGGCAUACCCAGCAGUGUCUGCCCAUGAGCUUCCUCCCGCCCAGUCGCUGUAUGCCACAGCCGCCAACGGGCUUGUCGACUAUGCAGUUGCCGCGUCCAACCUCUCGGGCACCGUGCAUUGGGCCCCGGCGGGUGAUUCUGGAGAUGGCGGUGAUGUUGGGCAGUUCGGCUUCGGAUACGACUACUAG